UACAUAGCUACUAGGUGUAAUAUCCAAUAUUGGAAUUUGAAUCUUUUUGACACUAAGACCUUACUUCGAUCAUAUAAUAUGUCCAUUUUCUAUUUUAAAAUUAUAUUAUAAAUGCUGCAUCCCAUUGAUCAGAAGCUCUCUUGAAAUUAUAAAACAGAGAAGAAAAAAAAUAAAGACUGGGAAAUUGUGUUGAAUCAGUAUAUAAUUCCUGUAUACUGGUCCUUCCACUUCCUCUAGAAAUAAGUGAUACAACAAGUUAUGGCAUCUUUGUUUAUUAUCCACUGUGAGUUGUAUUACCACACUUUACUUGGCUCUUUGGCAAACUAUAUUAUCUCUUCAGAUCAUUAGGGCUAGGAAAUAGUUUCAUUAGGCCCACUGGUAACUUGAAGGAGUAAAUGUAUCUUCCAAAAAUGCUUACUUCCAGGAAGAUUGGGUCCACACAAAUGAAUACAUAUAUAGUCCUUAGUGUAUGCUAUGAUUAUUACACUAUGCCAUUAGCUUAAAGAUUGUUAUGUUAAUAAGCGUUAAGUGCCUCCUGUACUAGACUAUGGGGAUACAAGCGGCCACCAAAAUAGCAUGGUCCCUGCCCCCCUGGAGCUUCUUUUUUUCUUUUUCAGUGGGAGAAGCAGACAUUUUGCUUAAGCAAAAAUGAUUAUAAAAUUUAAAGUUGUGCCAAGUUCAAUGGACAGGAAAGAUUUGUAGAAAUUAGCAAAGCAAAGGGAGGGAGGAGAAAGCAGCUUUCCUGGCAAAAGAACAGCCUGUGUGAAGGCCCUGAGGCAGGGAAGAGCUGGGGUUCUGACCACAAUCAAAGCAGUGAAAUGGAGUAUAGUGAGAGAGACAGAGAAGACAGGAGAACUUGGACACCUUGCAAAGGAUUUGGUAUUUUAAUUCAGGAGCAAUACGAUGCUACUAAGGAGUAGCUGGAGAAUUGUGUGAGCCAAUUAAAAUUCUAGGAAGAUCAACAUCAUUAUUGUGGAGAAUGGAUACACAAGGGUUCUGUUGGUUCGUGAAGAGGUCUUAAGAAAACUAUGAUCUCGGUGCAGUGGCUUAUGCCUGUAGUCCUAGCUACUCGGAAGUCUGAGGUAGGAGGAUCCCUUGAGCCCGAGGAGUUGGAGGUUGCAGCGAGCUAUGAUUGUUCCACUGUACUCUAGCUUGGACGACAGAGUGAAAUCCUGUCUCAGAAGCAAAAACCAAAAAACAAGCAACAACAAAAGCCUCAGAAAACUACAGAUCUUAUUAUCAAGAAAAUGACAGGCCUUAUUAUUGAGAGAACUGCUUACACUUUUAAAAGCUGAUUUUCAAAAAACAGAUCGUAAAUUAAGUGAUGCUGAAUGGCGUAAAAAAAGAUUGAUAAACUAGUGUAUCUCUGAAUAACCCACUAGAUCAGUGCUUGUCAAAUUUUACUGUGUUUUCAGAUCACCCUGGUGUUUUGUUAAAAUGUAAAUCCUGGCUCAGUAGGUCUGAAGGAGAGCAUUUCUGCAUUUCUAACAAGCUCCCCAGCCGAUGCCUAGACCACUGGUCCUCACACUUUGAGUAGCAAGUGACUGGGCUAUACUCUAUAUUCUAAAUUCUGAAUGUGUUCUAUCUUCUGAUGCCUAUCAGCCCUCUUGGUGGUCUGGCUAAUUACCAAACUUGAGCAUUUAAACCUGGGAGUUUUCAGAGAUGAAUUGAAGUGUUAAAGAUGUGGAAAUAUAGGUCACAUAUGGCUUUUCAUCUCUUCGAGAAAUAUCCUAUAUAUCCUUACUUCUUAUCUAUCUACCUAACCUAUGUGCCUACCUCUCCACCUAUGUUCAAGGUUCUGUUAUACUUCAAAAGGACUCUAUGCAAUCAAAGUGAUGUCCAAAACAAGUCUACAGAGAUACUAUGAGGCUCUAACACUUUACAUCUAAUGGGGUGGUUUGCAUCAUUAAUUGAGGCUUACUCUGUGCCAAGCUCUUUACCUGACUUCUUCAUUUAAUAGAAUAGGAAUCCAGGAACCUUUAGAGGCUAGUUUCUUGUUCAAGGAUAUACAUCUCAACUCUGGCUUAUAUCACACUGGACUCUUAUUCACUAUCCUAAUCACUGCAGUUUUGUUUGGUGACUACAGUUCUAAAUCCAGAAAACUCAAGGCUCUUUAUUCUGUGGCUAAAGGCUUUGUAUUUCUCUAAAGAUUUGUGAAGCGUUGCUGCCAUUAUUUCAAUAAUUUUAUAAAAAUCCUAGGUGGUAAAUAGGUCUGGCUUUUUUUCUUUUAAAAAUCUUCUCUGUCUUCUUCUUCAUUAGCAGUGCAACUUCUUGUGGCUUAUAGUACCCAAGAUCUUGGGAAAAGGAUUGAUCAAGUAAAGGGAAACAACAGAUUAUGCUCUGUGAUUGAGAUCAUGCUUCUUGUGAAAGACAGGGUAGGGAAAUUUUUAACUUCUCCCUGGUUCCUAAAAAAUGAGAGCUAACAAUGACAUCCAGUUUUAAAAGAAAUAAAAUCUGAGUCGUACUUUUAAAUUCUGUAAGACAGAGUUAAACCAAUAGAUAGUAACUCCUGCUAAUUUGAUAGUAGCUCCAGAGAGUGAGGGAAUGACAGGGAAUGCUAGUUUCAUUUGGUAAGAGAUAAAACUGAAAUUAUUAAUGUCUCCAAGGAAAUGCUAAAUGCCUCCUUACAAAUAUGGUCCAGCUAAUUGUUGGUCUUCCAACAAACCAGAUUUGUUGAUGUUUUCCCAGACAACGUUGUGUCGUUUUCGGUUUCGUUCGAUCCCCCUUCCUGUGAUCAAAGAAAGCGAUUCAAGUGUUUAAUGUGUCUUGAUUUGGACUGGCGACUUGCAGAACGGCUAGCCUCAUUGCCCCGCGUCUGCCUUUCCCUAAGGUAGGUUUCCUGUGCACAGAUACUGGCAAGGCGCUUUGACUGGAAACUCUGGAAAGAAGCCAAAGGAAAGUGAAGUUCCUGGCGCUAGCGCGUGUCCUGCUCAGAGAGCCCGGCGCUAGCUCAUUCUUCGUGCAGUUAUUGGCUGGGACUCUGUGUGCCGCUGUCGGCCAAUGAAGACGCUGGAGAUCGAGCCCCGGCCCGUCCCCUUUCUGCGCCCCGGGAUGAGGCAGAGACUGAACAGCCGGCGAGCAAAUCAACGGCAUCCAGAAAGCCAUGUCGGACUCGGCGCCCAGCGCCCAAGCGCUAACCCGCUGAAAGUUUCUCAGCGAAAUCGCAGGGACGAUCUGGACCCCGCUGAGAGGAACUGCUUUUGAGUGAGAUGGUCCCAGAGGCCUGGAGAAGAGGACUGGUAAGCACCGGGAGGGUAGUGGGAGUUUUGCUUCUUCUUAGUGCCUUGAACAAGGCUUCCACCGUCAUUCACUAUGAGAUCCUGGAGGAAAGAGAGAAGGGUUUCGCUGUGGGCAAUGUGGUCGCGAACCUUGGUUUGGAUCUCGGUAGCCUGUCAGCCCGCAGGCUCCGGGUGGUGUCUGGAGCUAGCCGAAAAUUCUUUGAGGUGAACCGGGAGACCGGAGAGAUGUUCGUGAACGACCGUCUGGAUCGAGAGGAGCUGUGUGGGACACUGCCCUCUUGCACUGUAACUCUGGAGUUGGUAGUGGAGAACCCGCUGGAGCUGUUCAGCGUGGAAGUGGUGAUCCAGGACAUCAACGACAACAAUCCUGCUUUCCCUACCCGGGAAAUGAAAUUGGAGAUUAGCGAGGCCAUGGCGCCCGGGACGCGCUUUCCGCUCGAGAGCGCGCACGAUCCCGAUGUGGGAAGCAACUCUUUACAAACCUAUGAGCUGAGCCGAAACGAAUACUUUGCGCUUCGCGUGCAGAUGCGGGAGGACAGCACCAAGUACGCGGAGCUGGUGCUGGAGCGCGCCCUGGACCGAGAACGAGAGCCUAGUCUCCAGUUAGUACUGACCGCGUUGGACGGUGGAACCCCGGCUCUCUCUGCCAGCCUGCCUAUCCACAUCACGGUGCUGGACGCGAAUGACAAUGCGCCUGUCUUCAACCAGUCCUUGUACCGGGCGCGCGUCCUGGAGGAUGCACCCCCGGGCACGCGCGUGGUGCAAGUCCUUGCAACGGAUCUGGAUGAAGGCCCCAACGGUGAAAUUAUUUACUCCUUCGGCAGCCACAACCGCGCCGGCGUGCGGGAACUAUUCGCCUUAGACCUUGUAACCGGAGUGCUGACAAUCAAGGGUCGACUGGACUUCGAGGACACCAAACUCCAUGAGAUUUACAUCCAGGCCAAAGACAAGGGCACCAAUCCCGAAGGAGCACAUUGCAAAGUGUUGGUGGAAGUUGUGGAUGUGAAUGACAAUGCCCCGGAGAUCACAGUCACCUCCGUGUAUAGCCCAGUACCCGAGGAUGCCCCUCUGGGAACUGUCAUCGCUUUGCUCAGUGUGACUGACCUUGAUGCCGGCGAGAACGGGCUGGUGACCUGCGAAGUUCCACCAGGUUUACCUUUCAGCCUUACUUCUUCCCUCAAGAAUUACUUCACUUUGAAAACCAGUGCAGACCUGGAUCGGGAGACUGUGCCAGAAUACAAUCUCAGCAUCACCGCCCGAGAUGCGGGAACUCCUUCCCUCUCAGCCCUUACAAUAGUGCGUGUUCAAGUGUCCGACAUCAAUGACAACCCUCCACAAUCUUCUCAAUCUUCCUACGACGUUUACAUUGAAGAAAACAACCUCCCAGGGGCUCCAAUACUAAACCUUAGUGUCUGGGACCCCGACGCCCCGCAGAAUGCUCGGCUUUCUUUCUUUCUCUUGGAGCAAGGAGCUGAAACCGGGCUAGUGGGUCGCUAUUUCACAAUAAAUCGUGACAAUGGCAUAGUAUCAUCCUUAGUGCCCCUAGACUACGAGGAUCGACGGGAAUUUGAAUUAACAGCUCAUAUCAGCGAUGGGGGCACCCCGGUCCUGGCCACCAACAUCAGCGUGAACAUAUUUGUCACUGAUCGCAAUGACAAUGCCCCCCAGGUCCUAUAUCCUCGGCCAGGUGGGAGCUCGGUGGAGAUGCUGCCUCGAGGUACCGCAGCAGGCCACCUAGUGUCACGGGUGGUAGGCUGGGACGCGGAUGCAGGACACAACGCCUGGCUCUCCUACAGUCUCUUGGGAGCCCCUAACCAGAGCCUUUUUGCCAUAGGGCUCCACACUGGUCAAAUCAGCACUGCCCGUCCAGUCCAGGACACAGAUUCACCCAGGCAGACUCUCACGGUCUUGAUUAAAGACAAUGGGGAGCCUUCGCUGUCCACCACUGCUACCCUCACUGUGUCAGUAACCGAGGACUCUCCUGAGGCCCGAGCCGAGUUCCCCUCUGGCUCCGCCCCCCGGGAGCAGAACAAAAAUCUCACCUUUUAUCUACUUCUUUCUCUAAUCCUGGUUUCUGUGGGGUUCGUGGUCACAGCGUUCGGAGUAAUCAUAUUCAAAGUUUACAAGUGGAAGCAGUCUAGAGACCUAUACCGAGCCCCGGUGAGCUCACUGUACCGAACACCAGGGCCCUCCUUGCACGCGGACGCCGUGCGAGGAGGACUGAUGUCGCCACAACUUUACCAUCAGGUGUAUCUCACCACGGACUCUCGCCGCAGCGACCCGCUGCUGAAGAAACCUGGUGCAGCCAGCCCACUGGCCAGCCGCCAGAACACGCUGCGGAGCUGCGAUCCUGUGUUCUACAGGCAGGUGUUGGGUGCAGAGAGCGCCCCUCCCGGACAGCAAGCUCCGCCCAACACGGACUGGCGUUUCUCUCAAGCCCAGAGACCCGGCACCAGCGGCUCCCAAAAUGGCGACGACACCGGCACCUGGCCCAACAACCAGUUUGACACAGAGAUGCUGCAAGCCAUGAUCCUGGCGUCUGCCAGUGAAGCUGCUGAUGGGAGCUCCACCCUGGGAGGGGGUGCUGGCACCAUGGGCUUGAGCGCCCGAUACGGACCCCAGUUCACCCUGCAGCAUGUGCCCGACUACCGCCAGAACGUCUACAUCCCAGGCAGCAAUGCCACACUGACCAACGCAGCUGGCAAGCGGGAUGGCAAGGCCCCAGCAGGUGGCAAUGGCAACAAGAAGAAGUCGGGCAAGAAGGAGAAGAAGUAACAUGGAGGCCAGGCCAAGAGCCACAGGGCAGCCUCCCCCCAACCAGCCCAGCUUCUCCUUACCUGUACCCAGGCCUCAGAGUUUCAGGGCUCACCCCCAGAAUACUGGUAGGGGCCAAGGCCAUGCUCCCCUUGGGAAACAGAAACAAGUGCCCAGUCAACACCCACCCCCUUUUGCCCCCAGGGGGUUGAAUAUGCAAAGGGAGUUCUGCUGGGAACCCCCAUCCAAUCAAUUGCUGUACCCAUGGGGGUAGUGGGGUUAGUGUAGACAGCAAGAACCAUUUGCCACAUCCCCUUUGGAUACAGCUGAACUCCUCCAUCUUCCAAAUCAAUCAGGCCCAUCCAUCCCCUGCCUCUCUCCUCCCCACCCUACCCCACUCCAACAGUUCCUCUCUCUUGAGUAAGGUGGUUGGGGUGUUGAGGUACCAGGUAACCUACAAGGCUCUUCGUGCUGGAGAGUUGGAAAGGCAUUAUGACCUCUUGGCCUCUCUUUUGAUUGUCAGUCUUCCCCCAAAGCAUGGUUUGGUGCCAGCCCCCUCACCUCCUUCCAGAGCCUGAGAUCAAUGCUCAUGUUUUGGAGGACAUGGUCACCAUCCCCAUGGUACUGAUGCUUGCUGGAUUUAGGGAGGGCAUUUUGCUACCAAGCCUCUUCCCGACGCCCUGGGGACCAGCCUUCUGUUUUGUUUUGGUUUUCAUUGUUUGACAUUCCCACUGCAUGCUGUGACUUCCCGCACUCCUCCUCGAACAAGAGACUCUGCUGCAUGUUCCAAGACAGUAUGGAGUGGUAAGAUAAAGCAGGGAAGUAUGUGGAUGUGGAUGGUGGGGGCAUGGACAAAGCUUGACACAUCAAGGCAUAAGGGCCUUGCAGGAGGCUCUGUAUGUCCCCAGGGGACUGACAAGAUCCUCCAAAUUCCAGCCAUAAACCAAGAACUAGGCUGGACCCUCCCCACUACAUAUAGGGCUCAGCCCAGGCAGCCAGCUUUGGGCUGAGCUACCAGGACCAAUGGAUUAAACUGGCAUUUCAGUUUAAGAAAGCUCAAAGCAGGUUUAGGACCAGAUCCCCUGGAGAGGUCAGAGGGACCUCUGUGGGUGCUGGGUACUCCAGAGGUGCCACUGGUGGAAGGGUAGUGGAGCCCCAGCAGGAAGGGUGGGCCGGCCAGGCCGUUCUUAGUCCCUGGGUUAGGAGGCAGGGAGCUAGGGCAGGGACCAAAUGAACAGAAAGUCUCAGUCCAGGAUGGGGUUUCUCUACAGGGCCCCUGCCGUCCUCAAGCCUCUGACCUUCACCUUACCAGGUGCCAUUUCUUCUCCGUGAAGGCCACUGCCCAGGCCCCCAGUGCGCCCCCUAGUGGCCAUAGCCUGGUUAAAGUUCCCCAGUGCCUCCUUGUGCAUAGACCUUCCUCUCCCACCCCCUUCUGCCCCCGGGGCCCCGGCCAUCCAGCGGGGCAGCUAGAGAGCCCCAGACCUGCCCUUACAGUAGUGUAGAGCCCCCUCUCCCUCUUUCGGCUGGUGUAGAAUAGCCAGUAGUGUAGUGCGGUGUGCUUUUACGUGAUGGCGGGUAGGCAGCAGGCGGCGGGCUCCGCGCAGCCGCCUGUCCUUGAUCUGCCCGCGGCGGCCCGUGUUGUGUUUUGUGCUGUGUCCACGCGCUGCGGCGACCCCCUCCCCCGUACUCACUCCUCUUAUAAGCGCUUCUCUUCGCAUAGUCACGUAGCUCCCACCCCACCCUCUUCCUGUGUCUCACGCAAGUUUUAUACUCUAAUAUUUAUAUGGCUUUUUUUCUUCGACAAAAAAAUAAUAAAAAUGUUUCUUCUGAAA
Sapajus apella (tufted capuchin) is the source of this 7825-nucleotide messenger RNA. Its product is annotated as protocadherin gamma-C4. Gene Ontology annotation, biological process: homophilic cell-cell adhesion. The transcript is spliced from 4 exons. Gene Ontology annotation, molecular function: calcium ion binding. The coding region runs from base 3210 to 6014 and encodes 934 amino acids. The record is from RefSeq and is a predicted model, not a curated record. Gene Ontology annotation, cellular component: plasma membrane. Lineage: Eukaryota; Metazoa; Chordata; Mammalia; Primates; Cebidae.